AUGGAUCACAGCUUGGAAUUGAGUACAGACAAGAUUGGUAAGCUGGAUGAACCGCAAAUCGAGCCAGGGAACGCCCUUGGUAACGCGUUCCCAGUAGUGAAGAUCGAAGAAUACCAAGACAACUCGGAUGAAACCCCAAUCAAGGUGCGUAGGCGUGGGGGGAAGGCGCAAUCAAAACCUUCUUCUCCACAACCUGCCAGCCUCAAUAUUUCCCAAGGCGCUACCCGCCGCCGGCGUUCAAGCAGUCGAACAUCUAGCAAAAAUCUGAAGAGCACAACCGACAUAUCGCCGGCUUCGAUGAUCUUCCGUAACCUGCUGAUACUGGAAGAUGACCUACGAAGACAGGCUCGAGAGCAGAAGAUCCUGAAGUGGCAAUUUACCCUUUUCUUAUCAGCGUUGGUGGGCAUCGCUGCGGCCGCAUUUUAUGAGCUGUACUUCUCGCAAGAAUCUGUCAAGGGCAUAUACAAAGUGAUGCUAGAGUUCGUGUUGAUAUUUAUUCUUGUAACAGUCGUGCUGUUUCACCUAAGUGGAGAAUAUCGCCGCACCAUAGUGAUUCCGCGGAAAUUCUUCACUUCUACAAACAAGGGAAUCCGACAAUUCAACGUGAAGCUUGUAAAAGUUAAAAGCUCCAUACCGGAUCUUUGCAUUGACCUGGUACGAUGGGUGUGCCGAAAAUCUGCGGUUGUAAACCUGCUGCUCUCACGUAAGUGCUUGCCAGCGCGGAUAGCAGAAGACAGCUGGCUGCUCCGUUUCUGGACCUCUGUGGCUCUGAGAUCACAGCCGCGUAUCGGCGCCGUUGACGUUAAGCUUAUUUUAAACCCAAGAGCAUUCAGCGCCGAAAUUCGAGAGGGCUGGGAAAUAUACAGAGACGAGUUCUGGGCCCGUGAAGGAGCUCGGAGACGGAAAAAGGUCAACGAAACCAGCCCACGCAAAGAUGAGUAA
Messenger RNA from Lachancea thermotolerans CBS 6340, 942 nucleotides. It is a transcript of the gene SPO7, whose product is annotated as Nem1-Spo7 phosphatase regulatory subunit SPO7. NCBI's taxonomy places the organism in Eukaryota, Fungi, Ascomycota, Saccharomycetes, Saccharomycetales, Saccharomycetaceae. The transcript has a single exon. Gene Ontology annotation, cellular component: Nem1-Spo7 phosphatase complex. Gene Ontology annotation, biological process: nuclear envelope organization. Gene Ontology annotation, molecular function: protein phosphatase regulator activity; phosphoprotein phosphatase activity. The record is from RefSeq and is a predicted model, not a curated record. Bases 1 to 942 code for a protein of 313 amino acids.